GAUUUGUUUAUUAUGAAUAAAGAUAAAAAUAAAAUUAAAAAAAAAAUAAAUAAAAUGUAUAAAUUUGCGUGCUGUUUGGCGUAAAAAAUAUACUAUCCAGAACUACGUUUUUGGAAAUGCGUUCCCCGACUUACGACUGGGCUGUAAUGCAUAAUGAAUGCGAGCCGAUGCCAUAGCAGAGGCAUUGCUCAUACGCCUAUUUGUCAACCCUUAAGGGAGGCCAAAAGGGGCGGAAAGGGAAGGGGCGUGCCUGCCUGCUGUUUGUGAAAUGUGCGACACCAUGAGCAGAAUCCGGAGCCAAGUCGGUGGCCAUUUGUGCCUCAAUUAGUUCAUAAAGCUGACAGCGACAGGCGCCGUCGGGCGGCACCUUCUUCCUUUUCCUUCCCAUGAUAAGGUGUUGAACCCAUACCAUCAACAGCAUAACAAUGAGUAAUGUCUCAUUGAAGCUCUCUAUCAGCGCUCAAAAAGCUCAUAGGUUUUUCGAUAAGACGAAAAGCAGGGUACACAAAAGUUAGUCUUCGCAAUGCAGUCGGACAGGCCUGACAAGUCGCCUAGAAAUGAAGAGGCUAAAGAGUCAGAGGAUGGCGACUCCACUGAAAGAUUUCAGCCUGUUUCAAUGACCUUUACAUGGGACAGUUCAAUGAUGGAGGAAAAAGAGGCUGAUACCGCAGCUGCCGAUGAGGAGGUAUCCAAGCCGUUUCAGGCCGCUAGUAUGGUCUUUCAGAUCGAUGCUCAAGGAGAGAUAGUCUUGAGUACUGCAGCUUCCUUGGAACCGGCGAAGGAUUUGAAGCCACCAUUGGUGGUCAUUUUACAUCACUUGGAAUUCGAGAACAAGCCUCUCUUGAGACGCGAAGGAAGCUCAAAGGACGUCGAGACUCUGUUCGAAACGUUUAACAGGCUCAAAUGUGAGAUCGAAGAAGUUUUCAACCCGAAACUGGAAACAGUUAGAGAGAAGGUUAAGAAAUUGGCUUUGAAAAAUUUCAACCAACUGUCUGGUCUGGUCAUCGUUAUCCUGAGCCAUGGCUGGCGAAAGGAGAAGAUCACAUCGUGCGACGUUCUCCCGUACGACUUGGAUGAUGACGUCCUGUUCCCACUUCGCCACAAUGAGAGCCUGAGGGGCAAACCGAAAAUCCUGAUAGUCCAGGCGUGCAAGGACUCCAAGGUUCAGGCGGAUUCUACGAAAUUCGGACCGGAUAGCUCGUACUACAUGAAGUGCUACAGCACCACCGAGGGCACCCAGAGCUUUCGCAGUCCAAAGGAUGGAACGAUUUACAUACAAACCUUCUGCCAGGAAAUGAAUCAGCAUGCCCUUACAAAGGAUUUCAAGGUCAUUAUGGAGGAAGUAAACGCGAAGGUCGAGGUAGAGUCUGAAAAAGCGGGGUACAAGCAAGUGCCAUCAUUAUUAUUCUCACCUUGGAAGCCCUUCUGUUUUGGAGACUACGUGAAUAACGCACCCUAAAUAAUUGGGAAACGGAUUUAUAAACGAAAUUAACAUAAAGAAGAACCUGUUUGAUACUUCACAAUAAUAUACUCCAAAAUUGCACUCAACCAUUCUGCAAACGAAGCUUCCAGUGAACCAAAUAAAUGACUUGGGCUUGCCUGGCUUUGUUUAUCCAA
Drosophila biarmipes is the source of this 1617-nucleotide messenger RNA. RefSeq names its product caspase-3 (gene Damm). Gene Ontology annotation, molecular function: cysteine-type endopeptidase activity. The transcript is spliced from 7 exons. Gene Ontology annotation, biological process: proteolysis. The record is from RefSeq and is a predicted model, not a curated record. Bases 524 to 1459 code for a protein of 311 amino acids. NCBI's taxonomy places the organism in Eukaryota, Metazoa, Arthropoda, Insecta, Diptera, Drosophilidae.